This is a messenger RNA of Cynoglossus semilaevis (tongue sole), 1605 nucleotides long. It is a transcript of the gene hmgcl, whose product is annotated as 3-hydroxy-3-methylglutaryl-CoA lyase. Gene Ontology annotation, molecular function: hydroxymethylglutaryl-CoA lyase activity. Gene Ontology annotation, biological process: ketone body biosynthetic process; L-leucine catabolic process. Bases 60 to 1073 code for a protein of 337 amino acids. NCBI's taxonomy places the organism in Eukaryota, Metazoa, Chordata, Actinopteri, Pleuronectiformes, Cynoglossidae. The record is from RefSeq and is a predicted model, not a curated record. The transcript is spliced from 9 exons.
GUGUGACUCCGCCGCUGCUGUAGAAGAAGCGCUGUAGUCUGUCCUGUGGCUGGACCAAGAUGGCUGCCGUCAUGAGGAUUGUCAACAGAAGCAGCUUCACUUCGGCUAUGGGCCACCAGUACCUGGCGUUUAGCGCUGCAGCGAACGUCCGAGCAUCUGCUGUCGGAGCAGGUCAAACACUUCCAGAGAGGGUAAAAAUAGUGGAGGUGGGCCCCAGGGAUGGUCUUCAGAACGAGAAGACUCUAGUGCCCACAGAGACCAAAAUCCAGCUGAUUGACCUGUUGUCCGAGUCAGGACUGCCGGUCAUCGAGGCCACCAGUUUUGUUUCUCCAAAAUGGGUCCCACAGAUGGCGGACCAGGUGGAGGUGAUGAAGGGGAUUUGUAGAAAACCCGGAGUCACUUACCCCGUCCUUACACCCAACCUCAAAGGUUUCCAGGCUGCUUUGACAGCAGGAGCUAAAGAGGUCGCCAUCUUUGGUGCAGCGUCUGAGCUUUUCAGCAAGAAGAACAUAAACUGCUCUGUGGACGAGAGUUUGCUGCGUUUUGAGGAGGUGAUGGAAGCAGCUAGAGAGGCUUGUGUGCCUGUCAGAGGAUAUGUGUCCUGCGUUCUUGGAUGCCCGUACGAAGGCAAGGUAGCGCCUGAAAAAGUCGCCCAUGUUGCGAAGCGUCUGUACUCCAUGGGCUGCUACGAAAUCUCCUUGGGUGACACCAUUGGAGUUGGGACUCCGGGGAGCAUGAGUCAGAUGUUGGCAGCUGUGACUCGAGAGGUGCCACUCAAUGCUCUGGCAGUGCACUGUCAUGAUACCUAUGGUCAGGCCUUGGCGAACAUUCUUGUAGCCUUACAGAUGGGGAUCAGUGUGGUAGACUCGUCUGUAGCUGGACUGGGAGGCUGUCCUUAUGCCCAGGGGGCUUCAGGGAACGUUGCCACCGAAGAUGUCGUUUACAUGUUGCACGGUCUUGGAAUUCAAACGGGGGUGGACAUGUCAAAGCUGAUGAAUGCUGGAGCUUUCAUCUGCCGAAUCCUGAACAGAAAAACCAACUCCAAAGUGGCACAGGCGUCCUGCAAACUGUAGAGCAGCCUCGUCAGCAUCCGCAGCGUCCUCCGCUCCGUGGUACUGGGAUGGUACUGACUUCCUUUUAUUUCCGUUCUAAAAACCCGAGUACUUGAUGAGAUAAUCACUACAUGAAAGCGCGCAGCUGGACCAGUGCCUUAUGAAAGGUCAGUCGGACUCUUCUGUUUAUCAUUGUUAAGAUGGUGGAAAAAAGAAAGUGAAUGGAAGUCAAACUCUGGAAGUGUUUAAACCUCUGAUCAGGUCUGACCUCGGAGUACUCAUCUGUCACUGGACCGUCUUUGAAAAGCCAUCAUAUAAUUAUCCAACUGGGGCAUUGUAUUGGUUGAUGAAAUGAUGUGAAAGUGCAGAUUUAGUUUUUACAUUCACAGGAUUUAUAGUUUAAUGUAUUUAUUUAAAAAUCACUGUAAAAUAAUUAUAUCAUGAGUUUUUAAAAUAAAAAUUACUAUAAAUUAAAGUGUUUGGCCUCAAAUGUAAAUCAUUAUAUUUUUCCCCAUUUUUUUUUUAAUGGACAGUUCCUAUUGCUGUUUUUUUU